AUGAAAGAAAAGAUGUGGAAAUAUUUUUUAGCCAAUUCUACUGAAAAAUACAUUGAAGGUUCAUGAUUACGAUAACAAAGUCCAUUCAUCCAAGAGAUGAACUUUGUUCGUUUGUCUCACGAUAGAGUCACUUAUUCAUCCAUUCAUCCAUUAAGUUGACCCGUACAGAGGCUAGUUUGAAAAAGAACGAGUCUAUUGUUUAUAAAAAUCUCUAUGAAGAUUUACAUACAAGCACUCUUUUCAUUUUAAUUUCAGUGUCGGAGAAAGAGUAAGAAUUGUAAAGAAGAAAAAAGCUUUUGAAAAGGGGUAUAUUCCACGGUGGACAGAAGAAGUAUUUACAAUUUCAAACCAGCAACAUACCAGACCGCCUACGCAUAAGAUACAGGAUUACAAUGGUAAAGAUAUUAAUUAUUCAAGGCACGUUUUAUUAACAGGAGCUCCUAAAGACGACGCAGGAUGUAUAUAGAAUUGAAAAGGUUAUCAAAAGUAAAGGUAAUAAAGUCCUUGUGAAGUGGAAAGGGUACUCUGAUGAGUUCAAUUCAUGGGUUGAUAAAAAUGAGCGUAUGGAUUUGUAA
Molecule: messenger RNA, 575 nt
Organism: Pocillopora meandrina
Lineage: Eukaryota; Metazoa; Cnidaria; Anthozoa; Scleractinia; Pocilloporidae
Source: the annotation of a GenBank genome assembly